Molecule: messenger RNA, 1192 nt
Organism: Myzus persicae (green peach aphid)
Lineage: Eukaryota; Metazoa; Arthropoda; Insecta; Hemiptera; Aphididae
Exons: 1
Coding region: 390-935 (181 amino acids)
Source: RefSeq, a predicted model, not a curated record
GGCAUGCGGACAAUUGGUCCCCGUCAUUAUUUUAUACGCGGACAAUUGGUCCCCGGUAAUAUUUUAUGUUAUUUAAUAUUUUAUUUUUAUUAUUAUUAACCAAGGCCGGUAACGGUCCAAUAUGCGACCUACAAAUGUUCCUCGACCUACCGAUAAGAUUGAGUUGAUCUACAGGUUUCUUUAUCGCGAUAAUUGUCAUUAUGGGCAUUUUAUUCUAUUUUAUUUUAUUUUUGUUCUCCGAUAGGUAUACCUACUUACAAUCUUUUAUAAUACUUUACUGUCCUCAGUUAGUACAGUUCCGAUUUCAUUCGUAUGUGUCGUGCGCUUGUUUUGUGAUUUUUUAUUUAAGUUUUAUUUUGUGCGUGUGAAUUUUUUUGUUCAAACUCAACAUGACAUCUACUAUUGGUCACCUAUAUAGGAACAUUAUUAGAGAUGAAGUGGUAUGUGUUCAAUAUUUAAAAGACCGAGGGCUAUUACUGGCUGAUAAUCCGAUGACAUGUAUAAAGGUGAAAGACGGUGUCGUAUGUAAUGGCCAACUUGUGGAAUAUUUAAGAAGUAGUAAAAAACGAAAUUCUGAUGGCACUAUGAAAAGAGUUGUAACAUUACGAUGUACAAAACGGUUUUGCCAAACUUACCAAUCGAUUCGUAAAGAUAGUGACUUUUUUACAUACACGGAUCUUAACGGCCGUUGUAAUAGUCAGCUAUCAUUAUGUGAAAUAAUGGAAAUAGUUUGGUUCUGGGUUAAUUUAGUUCCAAUAAAUCAAGCUGUAAAUUGGACUAGAAGAAGCAAAAACACUAUAAUUGAUUGGUAUAAUUUAUGCAGAGAUAUACCAGUAUAUUGUUUUUCAAAAAGAGAGAAAAUGGGUGGUCCUGGUUGUACUGUCCAAAUUGACGAAUCCCUUUUUCAGGGUAAAAGGAAGUAUAACCGUGGUUGAUUACAGCGUGGGGACCAUCAGCCAUUAAGAGAAAUAAGUAAUUCCAGCAACGAAGAUUCUGAUGAAAAUGAAAUAGUACGUACAAAUAAAAAUUAUGGGAAUCGUAUAGUAGGCCCAUGGGUAUUUGGAAUUUGUUGGAAACGGCCAGACUUAUUAUUAGAACGGCGAUUUUUUAUAGUAGAAAAAUGGGAUCGAGAAACUCUUUUACAAAUUAUUAAAAAUGAAAUAAAAACUGGAACGACAAUUUAUAGUGACCA